AUGAAGUUCUCAAAGCCAUUAUUCCUUUGGGUAGCUUUGAUAAUUGUAUCUCAUUAUGUAGCUCAUGCAUCUAUUGUUGAAAUGAGUAACAAAGAGAAUGUGACUUCGUUGGACGAUGAAACUUUUGAUCAACUUUCUCCGGUGGAGGAGACCAAAAAUUCUCCAUCGGGUUCGGUCCGUGGUCUUCUCUUUAACUUCGAGUCUUUGCAAAAGGGAGUGACGUGCAACAAAUACCCUAGAGUUUGCCGAGCUAAGGGCAGCAAAGGGCCAGAUUGUUGCAACAGGAAAUGUGUAAAUGUGGAGACGGAUAGGAACAAUUGUGGAAUGUGUGGGAAUAAAUGCAAGUACUCGAGGAUUUGUUGCAAUGGGAGGUGUGUGAAUCCGAUGUUUAAUAAGAAGCAUUGUGGUGGAUGCAACAAUGAAUGUAGUAAAGGAAACUAUUGUGCGUUUGGGAUGUGUGACUAUGCUUAA
Molecule: messenger RNA, 471 nt
Organism: Cucumis sativus (cucumber)
Lineage: Eukaryota; Viridiplantae; Streptophyta; Magnoliopsida; Cucurbitales; Cucurbitaceae
Product: stigma-specific STIG1-like protein 1
Exons: 1
Coding region: 1-471 (156 amino acids)
Source: RefSeq, a predicted model, not a curated record